AUGGAUUCGAUUGCAGUAAAAACUUGUAUCUCCUUUCUUUUAACGACAGUCGCUGUACAACUCGUAGAUGGACGCAUAUUCGAUCGAUGUUCCUUAGCUCGAGAGCUGCAAUCACUGGGAGUACGACAGCAAAAUUUACCCAAUUGGGUUUGCAUUGCGCUGCACGAAAGUAACUACAAUACAGCCGAAAUAAGCCCGCCGAACCCAGAUGGCUCUCGCAAUUGGGGUAUAUUCCACAUAAGCGAUCGCUUUUGGUGCGAUCCCGAAGAUGGUCGAGAAACUGCAAAUGCUUGUCGAGUGUCCUGCCAGUCAUUGAUUACGGAUGACAUACGCGCAUCUGUGACUUGCGCACAACAAAUCAUAAGAACGCAAGGGUUCACUGCAUGGAAUACCUGGAAUAAUGACUGUGGCAGGGGAGCGAAUGUGCCGAAUUUAGACGAUUGCAAUUGAAUUGAAAUUAAUUGUAUCUUUGAGGGCCAAAAAUAAAUUUAACUAUUAAUAAUAAAAAUUGUCUAAACCCAUG
Anastrepha obliqua is the source of this 523-nucleotide messenger RNA. RefSeq names its product lysozyme X-like. The coding region runs from base 1 to 450 and encodes 149 amino acids. The transcript has a single exon. Gene Ontology annotation, molecular function: lysozyme activity. The record is from RefSeq and is a predicted model, not a curated record. Lineage: Eukaryota; Metazoa; Arthropoda; Insecta; Diptera; Tephritidae.